AUGUUAUAUCCCGGAGCAAGCGAAUAUGAUCUGGUGAGUUCCAAUCCGAUAGAUACCUAUGUCUGAUAAUAAGAUCAUAGUCAGCAAUCCAGAAUUAAUUCAUAUAGAAAGGUAUUGCAUAGCUGUUUGAUUUGCUUGUACUGACAGGAGACAAAGUGUAAUGUAAGAUAAAAUGGUCAGUUUGGCUCACAUCAGUGAGGAGCAUUCACUAUCAAAAAUGGUAUUAAAUUAACAUACUUUCACAUGUAGUGGACAUGUCCAAAAGCAGUGGGGUUCUGGAAUUGGGUAGCGCAACUCCUGACAGAGAUUCUGCACCAUCCUAUUGUGACAGACCCAUGGACCUUCCUUAUAGCAAGGCCAGUGGACGGGCUGACAACGAACAAAAACUAGUAAUUAAAAUCAAUCUGGCAGCUAGGAGAGCUAUGGCACAGACUUGGCUACAUGUGGACAUGCCACAGUUGGUCAGGGUCAUUCACAACAUGAAAUAGGCACAUCUCAUGGACAAACUAACAGCACAAGUACGGGACACAUACACACUCUUUAUUAAUGUCUGGGAACCAUGGGAGGACUAUCCUGACAGCUGAGAGAAGGAUGAAAGCAGAAAUAGAGGCUUUUGCCACCCGGGCUGGAGAUGGACACCCCCCUCCCUCUCAUCCCUUCCCAUUGCCUCUUACUUUUCUUCACUUUAAAAAAAAAAGUAAAAAUGUUCAUGCUAGCAUAUGAUGAUCAUGAGAUAUGAAAGAGCAGUAGAGCAUCAAAGACAGACUUAACACAAAUUUAUGUUGAUUCUGUCAGAAUAUUUAUAUCAACAGACAUUUUGUGCUAAAAAGAAAUUAAAAGUGUAUAUUGCCAAAGUCACUCAGAACAAAGCGGACUCCAUUUUGCGAACUUCAGGAGAGCAAAAACACAUAAUUUCCUUGAUUUCUCCUUACUUUCUGUAACUAGCCACUUGUUUGAGCUGAGGAAUGCAUUAUCUAAACACAGACACUGGUGACAGAGAAGACUAAGUAAUUAAUUUUACUUUCUAAAUUUUACAAGGUUCCAUUGUAAGUAAGGGUUGAAACUGAGUUUAGAACUGUCAAUUUUACAAGUUACGAUCAAAGUAGUUGCCACAAAGACUGAGACAAACGCUUUGAACUGACAGCAAAUCUAAGAUAUGGUAGUCAUUUUAGAUAAGCCAAAUGACGUCAAAAUCGUCAUCAGGAAAAGUUAACUCUUUCCUGGAUAGGAAGGUUUCGUUAGACGAGACUGCCCUCUAUGGAUCAAAUACCUAAAUUGCGAUCCAUAGAUUGGACACACCUACGGCUUCCUAUUGGUUUAUCAACUAAUGACGUACAGAGAGUCUGGCCCUUUAAAAGUAAGGACAAAGGGGAAUACAUGGAGAUACAGAGAGAGAGGGAGUUGAAGUUUGGGGACUCCAACUCGGACAUGCAAAGAAAUCCAGGACAAUAUCUGGGACUAACACUCUAAACUCUGAGACACUCAACUCUUAAACUCUUAACACUUAGAAUUUUAAUCUGACUUUCUAACCAACACCACUUUCUCUAUCACUCACGCACUUCCAUACAACCAAUCAAGUUUCUGGGACUAUCUAUUCAUCUGAUGAGAAUAUCUACAUAACUGGUAAUUAUGCUGGUUUUAUUUAAUUAAUUUAAAUUAAUUAAAAUGUACUAAUAGCAUGAUAUAUGACUGGAUAAAUCACGGUCAGAUUUCAAUAUUUAGAAAUCUUAGCUAACUAAAGAAUAUAUAGUUAUAAACAUUCCAUUCUGCAGGUGGAAUUAAGAAUAAUUAUAUAUUAAUGUGAUAGUAUCACAUGUUAGCAUACCACUGUUUUUAUCCAGGUGUAUUGAUUUGCUCUAAUAUAAGAUAAGAUAUAUUUUUAGACAAAUUAAAAAUUCGGCUUAUAGAAUCUGGUAGAUUAUUCUUAUUGGAUGGUUCCAGGAAAUGAUUAUUGAGUUGGUUCAAAUGUUAUUUUAAUUGAAAAUCACAAGAGAAUAGGAUACUAUAUACCUAGGAGGAUCUAGCCAGCACUGAAAGGGUUAUUCAGUUGACUUAACUGUUAGCCAGGGUUUUAUGGCUCUUCGCUGUGAAAAGCUUUACUUUCGCUGUGUAAGAAUACCUGAUAAAUCUUAAGUGACAGCUGGUGCUGUUAGCCAUUUCAUUGUAUUGCAUACUUGUGUUAUACUAAAUACUCACUGAUUAUUAUCAUGCAUGCUGCCUAAUAUUAUUGUUAUGUUAUUUGUUACAAUAAAAAUAAAUCUCUUUUUAUAACAGAUUGUGAUUAAUUGUAUGGAAUACUUUUCACUUACAUGAUAAACGAUCUCUAAGAUCUAAGAGCAUUGAAAUAGUGGGCAAUUCUCGACUGCUUAAUAUUAUCAUCCCAUAAAUAUCCCCACAAUUCGGCCUGUGUUGCGGUUUUAUUGGAAGGUGCCGGUACUUGUAUUAAUAGCUAUAAUCUCUCGCUUUCUCCCCGCAGAUCCGAUUCAUCAUCCACACUCAGGGAUUGCCAGCUGAACACAUGCUGAGCAGAGGAAAAAAGACCGAGUAUUACUUUAAUAGAGACACGGAUUCCUCACACUCAUCAUGGAGAUUGAAGGUGGGACCUUAA
Pelobates cultripes (western spadefoot toad) is the source of this 2608-nucleotide messenger RNA. The record is from the annotation of a GenBank genome assembly. Lineage: Eukaryota; Metazoa; Chordata; Amphibia; Anura; Pelobatidae.